CUGACAAGACUUCAGUGUUGGGUCAGAAACGAAACAAGAAAGAUGGGCUUGUAAAAGGGAAUGUGAAAUAUCAGGCGUUAGGUCUUUGAGUAAACUUUGUAGAAGGGUAAAUAAGACAACAAGUUCGGAAUACUUUUAGUACGAAUAAACGGGAUUAAAUGAAAUUCAAAAUGUUGGAUAUAGUUGUAGAUUCAAAUCCGAUCAUGACAGGCAGGUUGUCCCCGCCAAGACCUUCUACUUUGAUGCUCGACAAUGGACAGGAAAUGGAUCUCGACAUGGAGAUGCUGGAUGAGGAAUACAACUUCAACAACAACAACAACAACACCAGCAGAACCACUCAACAACGGAACCGGAAAAAGAAGAAAAGAGCAGCUGACAUUCCUGUAAAGAAAUUUAUCGACCUGUAUAAGCCGACUGGGGAAAUUUUGGGUAAUGGGGCGUAUGCAGCAGUCCGCACAUAUCGCAAUAUAGAGAGCGGCAAAGAGUAUGCAGUGAAGGAGAUCCAGAAGGACACGAUUCGGAGCCGAAGCAAGGUUUUCAAGGAGAUUGAGAUUUUUCACGUGUGCCGAGGGCAGGACAGCAUUCUGCAGAUGCAUGAGUACUUUGAGGAAGAAGAGGCCUUCUAUCUGGUCUUCGAGAAGAUCCCAGGUGGCACCCUCCUCGGAAACAUCGAGCAGCGCGGACAGCUGAAUGAGCUCGAGGCGAGUCAGGUUGUCCACUGCAUCGCUAAGGCUCUCCACUUUCUCCAUAGCAAAGGCAUAGCACAUCGCGAUCUCAAACCUGAGAACAUCCUUUGCGAACAAUGGGAUGAAGUGGUACCAAUCCGAAUCUGUGAUUUUGACUUGGCCAGCGGCAUUCCACUUAGCAGCGACAAGGACUCCUGCAAGACUCCCGAGCUUCUUACGCCCGUGGGGUCGGCAGAGUACAUGGCGCCCGAAGUGGUAGAUGCUUGGGUUGGGGAGUCUUUCUCCUAUGACAAGAAGUGCGACCUCUGGAGCCUGGGUAUUAUUCUGUACAUCAUGCUGUGUGGCUACCCACCAUUCUACGGCCAGUGUGGCUCUGACUGUGGCUGGGAACGGGGAGAAAUGUGCAGCUUGUGCCAGGAGAUGCUCUUCACCUCCAUCCAGGACAGCUUCUACGAGUUUCCUGAGGCAGAGUGGAGCAACGUGUCUGAGGAGGCAAAGGAUCUCAUCCGCCACCUCCUUGUGCGCAACCCAAGUGAGCGCUAUUCGGCAGCGGAAGUGCUCCGCCACCAAUGGAUUGUGAGUCCUCCGGCUGCUACACCUCUCGCUACCCCUAAAAUACUUACAAGGAACAACAGUACAAAAGAUCUGGAAUCAUUUGCUGAUACAGCUAUCUCCAUAAAUAGAAUGAUGCAGCAGCACCUUAUCAUAUCAGAGCCACCAAAGUUCUUUAUCAGGGAUGAUGCCUUCGAUGAAGGCUUGGAAUUGAACGAUGAAAUCCAAAACGAUGACAACGACGAUGAAGAUGAUGGGUUUUGUGACUUAAACAUGCCAUCAUUCAGGUUGUCACCUCCGUGUUCGGAACUUGCGAGGCGACGUCAGCCUCUCGAGGCGAGAAUAAGUAUCGGGUCUUCAGGGUUUGAGAGUGGCAGCUCUCUGCCUAAUUCACAGUCCUCAACUGGUGGACUCAUCAUGUUUUAAGCUGAAGAAAAAACAAAACAAUUCUCCACUGGGUGGGGGUGUGAGGACAAUUUGAUUUUGAUAACUCGUCAUCUAUCAUAGACUGCGUUCCAUCACAAAAACAUCAAUAUAUAUAUACCUCAUGCUGUUAGGAUGAUUCGAGAAAUACAAAAAAACGUGAAAAAAAACUAAUGGAAAUAUAAAUAGUCGAUAUUUGUUCUGUACAAAAGUUAUUGUUACAGUAUUGACUGUUUUCUCACUGAUAUUUCAUUUUGUUUUCUUAGCAUCUAAUGGAAAAACGAAACUUUGAAAUGCGACGGUCAUUCACAGCUAGUGAGUGCAAAAUGCUUACAUGUGCUAGUUCAGCAUUGUUACCUUGUUUGAGAAAAACACUGUGCUAUCAAGAAUCGAAAAGUGCGAGGACAGAACUUGUUGUAAAUAUAUAUAAAACCAGACUUUGUCAAGCAAGGUGAACUGCUAAAGACAAGAGAAAGCUUAAAAGUUAAGAAAAAGCUUGAUUAUCGAAAAAGUCUUUCAGGAUGCCUUAUAUGUGCAAGUUGAACAGAUGCCCAGUUUGAACUGUUAUUGUAAAAUUAUAAAAACAAAUCUCUGUUCAUGAAUACUCGUAGAUCUCUGAAUCGCUGCUUUCGCCAUCACACAGAGAUACAAACAGUUCAAACUAUCAUUCCACGUUCAGAGACGCCAUUGACAGUAUUUGUGUGUUCAUGUCAUUUUUGGUGCAUGGUUACUCCGGUUUCCAUGUAGCUCAUGUUUUACAUUGACUUCAUGUUUUACUUAAGCAAGUCUGUAUUUGCUUGUGGAUGUUUUUUACUGUUUUAUACGGUCAGAAAGUAAUGAAAUCGUUCCAUCGACUCAUUGUUUCAUCUUUUACCUAUGCUUUUUUGCUAAUUUUUGUGUGUGAAUAUUGAGUUAAAAAUGUGUAACAGCUUACAUUUCUUUUAAUAAGGGUUAAAGGUACUAAAAAAAAUUGUGCAAAACCUGUACAUAGAUCUAUUCAAACUAUUUUUUCUUCUUCUUUUUUUAUUUAUAUAUGUACAUUUUUUCCUAUUUUUUGAAGAUGAAAAACCUACUUAAGUUUCCCCAUUUGAUAGAUGUUGUAAUUAUCCAUAAUAGGGCAAAAAAGUGAAAUUAUUUUUGUUACAUAUUAUAGUGGCCAGUUUUGGGAUAAAUGAUGAUGCUCUGUGUAAUACAUGAGUUUAUUGUUUUAUUAGGUUUGUCAUGGUUUACUUGAAAAUUAGGAGUGAAUGAUAAUCUCUCUUGAGAAAAUAUUUAUUUAUAUUUUUGUAUCCUGUUUCUUAUUUUCAAAAUUUGUGUAGUUAGUUUAUUUCUCUCAGCUAACAUAAAUGGCAAAAUCAUAUUUCUUCAUCUAAGUCAAAUUUACUCUUUUUAGGUUUAGGUAAAAAAUUAGACAAAAUAAACAGCCAAGACAUCUAGAAAAUUCCAAGACCUCGAUCAAAUCUUCUGUGUGUUUGUGAUUGUGCAUCUGUAUUACUACUUUGUUAUAACAAUGGUGAUUUGAGUGUACAUUGUCAUCUGGUGGAAAGUGCUUACAUGUCUGUUGGCUGAUUCUGUGAUAGAAAUUCUCUCUGUAUGUCUGUUUAUGUACAACAAAUACGCUGAACAAAAGCACACGGGUCCAAUAUAGCAGAUACGGACCUACAACAAGAGUAGAUUAUUCAGUACACCACUUGAUAACACCACUUGACCCAUUGUAAAAUACUGCUCAACAUGAUGAAUAUUAGCCAAAAUGUGUUUGACCUUUAAUGGUCCAAUUGUUACAUCUGAUUUUUCCCAAUGAUUAACUUCAAGGCAAUCUGUGGUUGUACAGAUGUGAAUGUUUUGCUCUAGAUUUUAGACACAAUUGUCAAUUUCUUAAUUUUGUUUUAUUUUUACUUGCAAUGAUAACAAUAUUUUGCAAUAUUUUAAAUUCAAUAUGAUUGCUUAUAUCAAAAUCAUCCAAUAGAGCUUCCAUGAUUAAUUAUUUUGCUUUCCCUAAUGCAUUUUAAAUUAAAAUUGAAAAUAUAGCAAGAUUAAGGCACGCAGGUAAAUUUGGUGAUAGAAUUUGAUGUAUGUUUUUGUUAAUUUUUGUGUUUUGUCAAUUUAAGGUGUAAACAAAAGGGACACAUUCUUCAAAAAGAAAACAGAAGAGCAACCUAUAUGUAAUUAGCAAAUGCUGAAAAGUUAAACAUUUCGAUUAGUGUCUGUGUCCCUCUUUGUUUUCCUUUGAAAUCUCUGCAGCAGUGUAAGAUGGUUAGUCAUGAUCUCAAACUGUGUAGCUAUGUCAUGGUGUUGUGUUCUGCCACUUCCUUCCCCAAAAAUUCCACAGUGCAGGCCAUGGCACAGCAAGCUUGAUUGUGUAGAAGUUUCUAUGCACUCGCUCGAUGCAUGCUGUGUCAAGGUCACCCCAUUGUUUCCAUCCAGGGGAAGAAAGUUUGGCAAGUAGAGAAAAUCUGUGAUAAAAUCCUAAACAUCAGUUCAUGAUGCUUAAAAAUAAGCAUAAUUGUGUGUCAUUGUUUAGGAAAUUGUUGUAACCAUAUGUUAAACCAAUGUAAGAUUGAAGUUCUUUGUUAAUAAUAUUUUCCCUGUUCAGUUUUAACUUUUUACUCUGGACAAUAUUCAAAACCUCAGUUGCUGUAGUAGGCUUACCAGUUUUAGUUUAUGUUAAAUGAAAACUGCUUCAAUUCUACAUUGGUAUUUUGUAAUCUGCUGCAGAGUCGGUCUGUUGAAGAACUGGAUUGUUUUCAUGAUUCCCUGAUAAUAUGGGACCAAUGUUCGAAUCCUAUCUAAAACAGACUGGUAUGUCGAAGUUAGUUUUGCAUUCCACAGUGUUUUGCCAAGUGUGCAAAUAUGAUUUUGAGACUGAUUACCAUUUUCAAUGUCUCUAAAGGUGCAUAGGUAAUGCCACCAAGGAUUUGGUUUUGUGGUUUGCUUUUGAAAUAUAUAAUAAAAAAUCUUGGGAGUAAAUAAAAUCAUAGAAAAAAGUGCAAUAUUUUGAAAAACUAGAAAAUAUGGAUGGCUUAAGGGCUUAAGGUCACUUGUAUUUUUUUAAUAUUCUAUUUUAGUUAUUCUAUGAAAAUAGCCCUUUCUUAACAUUUGAAUAUGAAAAUAUCAAAUAUGUUUUAUUACAUUGUAUGCAGAGCUAAUACUGGCUUGUACUAAGUUUCAGUAUGUCAUGUUUAUUAUCACGUUCAUAAUACAUGUGUUAUGCUAACAAGUACAGAAAAAAUCAUAUGAGUUGAUAAUAGUUUCAUUGUACAAAAUUUUACAUUGAAAUGGUAAGAACUGUUAUAUAAUUGUGUCCAUGGUAACCAACAUGGGUAUUUUAAUGUUGUUAUGGAGAAAACAUCCGACUCCUGUAGAAGGCUUAUUGUCUCAGGGUGUUAGUGUGGUUUUCUGACUACCCAGAUUUAUAACAUCUGUUAUUGAAAUAAAAGUGCCAUCAGAA
This is a messenger RNA of Mya arenaria, 5109 nucleotides long. RefSeq names its product MAP kinase-interacting serine/threonine-protein kinase 1-like. Gene Ontology annotation, biological process: intracellular signal transduction; protein autophosphorylation; peptidyl-serine phosphorylation. NCBI's taxonomy places the organism in Eukaryota, Metazoa, Mollusca, Bivalvia, Myida, Myidae. Gene Ontology annotation, cellular component: nucleus; cytoplasm. The coding region runs from base 159 to 1664 and encodes 501 amino acids. The record is from RefSeq and is a predicted model, not a curated record. Gene Ontology annotation, molecular function: calcium/calmodulin-dependent protein kinase activity; calmodulin binding; calcium-dependent protein serine/threonine kinase activity. The transcript has 7 exons.